AUGUAUACGCCCCGUAACACCUCAUUCUCACGCGCCGCCGAUUCCCUCGCUCAUUUCGAUGCAUCACCAAUGCAGUACUCCACCACUCCUCAUCCUCCUCCUCAGCAUCAUCACUGCCCUCAACUCGCCCUCGCCGAGUUAGACUCGCUGCACGACUCUCUCUCCCAACUCAACUCGGAGGUGAGUUCGAAUACCAGCAGCGGGUGUACCAGCUACGUUGGAUCACCGAGUUCGCUGGUGAGUUACGAGACUCGACGAGCGUGCUUGAUGCAGAGGAGCGUUAGUAGCCAUUCUCUGCAGAAGAAUAAUGGGACCCACCACCCCUUUUCUCCUCUCUUUGCCGAGUUGCUGGACUCGGAGAACGGUCCAGUACGGAGAGUUUGCAGUACCGGUGAUUUACAGAGAUUCAAUGGGAUGCAACAUUAUCAUCAGUCUGAUAGCCCGUUGUCAAGCGAAAGUAGUAUGAUCAUAGAAGGAAUGAGCAGAACUAGUCCUUAUAGCCCAGAAGAGAAGAAGGUGAGGAUUGAGAGAUAUAGAAGCAAGAGAAACCAGAGGAACUUCAGCAAGAAAAUUAAGUAUGCUUGCAGGAAGACAUUGGCAGACAGCAGGCCACGUAUCAGAGGAAGAUUUGCUAGGAAUGAUGAAAUUGUAAUGAACCCUCCAGUUCAGUGGAGCCAUAUCAGCACUGGAGAGGAAGAGGAUGAAGAAGAAGAGAAUUGGGUCAACUUCUUUGAUACAUUAGUUCCUUCAAAUCUUGCUCAGGAGCCUCAAGGCAGUUCCUCCUUUGGUGUGUUUUAUUAA
This is a messenger RNA of Abrus precatorius (Indian licorice), 801 nucleotides long. Its product is annotated as zinc finger protein CONSTANS-like. The record is from RefSeq and is a predicted model, not a curated record. Gene Ontology annotation, biological process: regulation of flower development. The transcript has 3 exons. Gene Ontology annotation, molecular function: protein binding. Lineage: Eukaryota; Viridiplantae; Streptophyta; Magnoliopsida; Fabales; Fabaceae. Gene Ontology annotation, cellular component: nucleus. Bases 1 to 801 code for a protein of 266 amino acids.